Messenger RNA from Chroicocephalus ridibundus (black-headed gull), 6948 nucleotides. It is a transcript of the gene ZBTB38, whose product is annotated as zinc finger and BTB domain containing 38. The coding region runs from base 757 to 4335 and encodes 1192 amino acids. The transcript is spliced from 4 exons. Lineage: Eukaryota; Metazoa; Chordata; Aves; Charadriiformes; Laridae. Gene Ontology annotation, biological process: regulation of transcription by RNA polymerase II. Gene Ontology annotation, molecular function: DNA-binding transcription factor activity, RNA polymerase II-specific; protein binding. The record is from RefSeq and is a predicted model, not a curated record. Gene Ontology annotation, cellular component: nucleus.
GGACUCAGCCAUUGCACUGGCAGAUUUUGAUAAGAGUUUGAAAUGCCUACUACUGUAUUGUAGAUUUUGGAGUUCGCUAACAGUGUUAGUGACUGGAGCUCAUCUUGCAUCACCAGUUGAUGACAAUUUUCUUUGUUCCCUCCCACCCAGUUGAACCAAGACUCUGUAGCCGAUACGCAAUGUCACUUACAACAUUAAUCAGAUACUGCAUUUAAGGUAGGAGGCACGUCGAAUCUAUUUUUAACUCUUACGCAGUCCACGUUGUGCAAUGGGCUUUGGUUGUCGAGUUUAUAUUUUCAGCUGUGAUAUCAAUAGGCUGAUUUUCAGUAAAUGUGACAAGUGGCCUUUGCAGUGGUCAGCUUCAAGCUUUGAACUCUCUGAGGAGGAGAAAAAAAAAAAAAACAACCUUGUGUUGCAGUUUCGGAAAACCUUGAAUGAGGACAUUUUUUUUUCCCACUCCUGCUUUCCCUGUUGAUAAACUCGGUUCUCCUGAUCACGGUCUAUUCAAGCUGCUUCCCAUCUGAUUUUUGACAACUGCUUCUAAAAAAUCACCAAGAAGACCAAGAACAGAACUUAUCUCCAUUGCUUUACUUAAAAAUGGCUGGGUGCAUUGCCAUGCUAACACUGCACUAAGUGGUACACGCAGGCUGAUACACAGUAGCCACAGAGUUCCCAAAAUUACUGAGAUGGUUUUGCCGAAAAUACCUGUCGAUACCACUUUUAAAAGACUCUAAGAGAAGAACAACGUGAUUUUAGAUGACAGUCAUGUCCCAUUCAAAGGAUUUCAAGGAUGACUUCCACAGUGACACUGUACUUUCCAUUUUAAAUGAACAGCGCAUUCGGGGUAUUUUAUGUGAUGUCACCAUAAUUGUGGAAGAUACAAAAUUUAAAGCCCAUAGUAAUGUACUGGCAGCUUCAAGCCUUUACUUUAAAAACAUUUUUUGGAGUCGUACUAUCUGUAUUUCAGGUCAUGUACUGGAGUUAGAUGAUCUCAAAGCUGAAGUAUUUACAGAAAUACUGAAUUACAUCUACAGUUCCACAGUAGUUGUUAAGAGGCAGGAGACUGUAACGGACCUUGCAGCUGCAGGGAAAAAAUUGGGAAUAUCAUUUCUAGAAGAUCUUACAGAUGUUAAUUUUUCAAGUUCCCCCUGCCCCUAUGCAUACUGUAUUAAUGAAAAGGGGCCUGUCAAAGAGGAAAAACAUGAAAAGAGACAUGAAGACUCCGCUGUGACGAAUGGACCACGAAUUACAAAUGCAUUCUCGAUUUUUGAAACAGAAAACAGUUUGUUUUCUCCACUUGAUUUGAGGGCAAACUUUAAAAAGGUAUCUGAGACAAUACCAGCUCCCAACAUCAGCCUCGACAGAAGCGAUGUUUGCAAAGAUGCUGAGCCAGCCAGUACACUGGCUGAACACUCCUACGCAGUUUCUUCUGGGGGAGAUAAUUUUCAAGCAACACCUUUUCCUGAACAGGACAGCAGCCCUUCAUACAAGGUGGGUGAAGACCACUAUGAAAAUCUCCAAGCCACACCACUCAUUAAGGCGGGAAAACAAGCAUGUAGUGCUCCUAAGACAGCCUUUAAGCCCCAAGGUGCUGGUUUGGCUGUAGCAAAAGUACCGGCCUCUACAGUAACCACUACAGAAGCGCAACAUGAAGCAGUUACUGAUCAGACAAUUGCUUCCUUUCCAAAACCUCAAAAUAAAGCAGGAGAUAUUCCUUUAUCCAGAGAAGAGGAAAACAAUUCUGCUAAUGUCUCUGGAUCCGUGGCAACUGUUCCACCUGUUUACAAUUGUAACUGUUGUGCAAAAUCAUUCAGUGACAGGGCAUUACUCAGUACUCAUCUUCAGCUCCAUUCAGAGCAUCAGGAAACCUUCAUAUGCAAAUACUGCAGCAAACAAUUUGCAAAUCUAAAUAUACUAGAAAGUCAUGAACAAGUCUGCAUGAGAUCAAGUACCUUAUCGGUUCACAAUGGAAAUGAACAAAACUUUGCAGAUAACUAUACCGCUACAGACGGAAGGAAUGGAAGUUCAUAUGCAAACACAGAGCCACCUCUGUUGUCUGAAAACAGCAUCACUGAUUAUUCUAAUGCAAACUGCACUUUACCAGAAACGGAUCAUUUGGUUAAAGUCGUUGAUGGGCAGAUAUUAUACACUUGCAUCGUUUGCAAGCGUAGUUAUGUAACAUUGUCUAGUCUUCGAAGACAUGCAAAUGUGCAUUCAUGGAGAAGAACGUAUCCUUGUCACUACUGCAAUAAAGUAUUUGCAUUAGCUGAGUAUCGCACCAGACAUGAGAUCUGGCACACUGGAGAAAGACGGUAUCAGUGCAUUUUCUGUCUGGAGACUUUUAUGACUUACUAUAUCCUAAAAAAUCAUCAGAAGUCUUUCCAUGCAAUUGACCAUCGUCUCUCAGUAAACAAAAAGACAGCCAACGGAGGCUUAAAACCAAGUAUGUACCCAUACAAACUUUAUCGACUUUUACCUAUGAAGUGCAGGCGACUACCUUAUAAGUCCUACCGAAAUUCUUCAUAUGAAAACAUUCAAACAAGUAGCCAGGUUAAUGAAACUGCUUCUACUAACUGUUUCAUUCCGAGUUCCCUUAGCUCUGAGCUACCACCACUGAAUUUUCAAAGUAAUAUAAUAGCAAGCAACAGAACUCUGGCCUUGGAUACAUCUUCAUGUAAUGAUACAGCAUCUUCCACGAAAACUCAGAAUUCUUCCUCUUGGGGAGUAGGUAUAUUAAAUUCUGACCUGCAGAGGGACUUUUUCACAGCUGAAAAAAGAGUUUCCACUGCUGCAAAUGACUCUGGUUCUCAGGAGUGUGAUUCCUCAGUUGUGUCUUUAACCAAUGUGAAUGAAAAUUCAACCUCUGUCAUCAGUUACAGCAGUUCUGCACCCUCUGUUAUAAUGCACAGUAGCAGAGUUUCAUCAGUAAUAAUGCACAGUAAAACAGUCACUUCUGUAGAAAACAAUAAGACAGAAUCUUCAAAUAAUCUACCUACUCAGUCUGUAAGCGAUGAUUCUAAAUAUGGGUCAGAUAAUUAUGGGAAGUGCAUUACAAAAUCAAAACCUAUUAAGGAGAAAAAAAAACCACUCCUGUACAACAGAGGAGAAGCAACUGAGGAUACGCAGCACGUCACAGGAUCUGGAGGUUCAUCUAGCAAAACAACAAAUACUGUCCAAGAAUCAAGUAAAACUGAAACGUACAUUGCAAAGCCUGCCUUACCUGGAACAUCUACUGACAGCAACGUUGCACCUCUCUGUCAAAUAACAGUAAAAAUUGGUAAUGAGGCUAUUGUAAAAAGACAUAUAUUAGGGUCUAAGCUGUUUUGUAAAAGGGGACGAAAAUCUAAACACGAGUCCAAACAGGACAAUCUAAUUGAGGAAUCAGAAAUGGAGAUAAAAGAAAGAAGCCCAUCUAGGCUAUACAGCUCAGAAAGCCUGGAGCUGACAGAAAUGUGUGAUGACGUAAGUGACCAGGACUCCAGUGAUAAACCUUGGAGACCCUAUUAUAAUUACAAACCAAAAAAGAAAUCCAAACAGCUAAGAAAAAUGAAAAAGACCAAGUGGAGGAAAAAGCACGGAAGCAAGAACACCAUUAUGGAGAGCCACAACACAUGCAGUCGAGAGUAUGCGCUCAGGAAUGCUCCUGAGGAGAAGGCAAUCAGUCAAGAAGAGAACACAGAAAUGCCUAAUCUUCAUUGUGAGCUCUGUGAAAGGGAUCAAUCUUCCACUGCAGAAAUUCAAGAACACGUACAUUGGCAUGUAGCUACUUCAAAGCCUUACAUUUGUGAAUUAUGCCAAAAACAAUUUCAAAGUCCAUCCACUUUAAAAAUGCAUAUGAGGUGUCACACUGGGGAAAAGCCCUACACUUGCAAAACCUGUGGUAAGUGUUUCUCAGUUCCUGGAAAUCUACAGAAACACGAACGUAUUCACCUGGGGGUCAAAGACUUUGUCUGCCAAUACUGUAAUAAGGCAUUCACUUUAAAUGAAACACUCAAAAUACAUGAAAGGAUUCAUACUGGAGAAAAACGCUACCACUGUCAGUUCUGCUUUCAGAGCUUCUUGUAUCUUUCUACCAAAAGGAACCAUGAGCAAAGACAUGUACGUGAGCAUAAUGGAAAAGGAUACGCUUGCUUUCAGUGCCCCAAAAUUUGCAAGACAGCAGCUGCUCUGGGAAUGCACCAGAAGAAACAUCUCUUCAAAAGUCCAGGUCCACAAGACAGAAAAGAACAGUUUUGCAAUGAAAGCACUAAACUUUUGGAAAAUCCACAUUUCCUUGGCUCAGAAGGAGGUGAAGUCAAAAAUACACAAAAUGUAGCUCCAGAAGUUAUCCUCUGAGUGACAGUUGUGCAAAAGCAAAGAAAAAUCCAAAACUAUAUAUUGGAGAAAAUAUAGAUGCAUUGAAUGGGGAAAGCCUCUCCGCUCAAAUUAGAAUAAUUUACUAAGAUCAAAUUUCUUCAUCUAAAUGUAUCAAUAUAUGCAAAAGAAGUAAAAAUAACACAGAAAAGAAAAACUAGCGUUUGCAAUAAUACAAACUUAAUGUGAAAGACCCAAAAUACUUUUGCCACAACAGACUUCUAACAUAUAUAGAGAGAGAGAAAGAAAAAAGGAAAAAAAAAAAAGACCAACCAAAACCCUUCUACUUAGCAUUACAGGAAACUAGCCACUGAACUAUUGUACAGUGCUGUUUUUGAGUCAGAAUCAUUCUAGGCAAAAUAAAUACGUAGGUUCACAGUGUACUAUGUAGAAGGAAUUUUUGCUGCAGAAACCAUAUAUUGCAUUUUUUAACAAAAAGUAAUGUGUUUAUAAACAAAAUAAUUGUAAUGUAGUGUAUUCUAAAGUGAAAGUGAGAAAUGUUUCAUGAACUUGGGUAUGCUGAAGUACAGUUGAGUUCUGGCGUGCUUUUCUGUAACUCAACAUUUACAAAACAUAUUCAGGAGUUUAAACCUCUUUUCUUUUCCAUAUUCAGUUUUGUAGUUACCAUAAUAACCGUUAAGUCUGAGUGCUUGUGUGGAAAGUAUUCCAGAUUUAUGAUAUCUCUGAGACAUUUAAUAAAGAUUCAGUGGAACUCACAACAGCCAGUCUUCCAAACUGCAUAAAUCCCAAUGUCAAUGGCCUGGCGGAGCUGUUCAGGUGCAUUUGUCUAAAGAAAACUGUUCUUGUGAAACAGCCUUGCUUAAAGAAAUCCUGUAUAUAGACGUCCACCUCCUGGUGCGUCUGCAACUUCUGUCUUUUAGAAAUACCAUUGUUCUCAGCAGAAGAGGAGGAGUUUUAGACAGAGUCUUCUUCCUCAUCCUGGAAUAAUGCCUGGACAACAAACGACAGAGCAACUCCCCAUAAAUAUUUUCAUUUUGGGAGGAGUAGGUAAAUACUCAGAUUCUUGCUUCCAUAUAUAUAUAUAUAUAUAUGUAUGUAUGUAUAUCCCUGAGGCAGUCCCUAUGUAUUAACAGGGAUAGGUCCAGUUUGUGGGGUUCCCUGUCAUCCCCAUGCCUUAAAUAACAGCAUCUGACCUUCGCAUAUCCCUCCGGAGUGAUUCCCCCUCACCAUGCCAGCAUCUCACCCAGGCAAGCUUCGUUACAGUGUCCCUUGGACCAGCACAGCCGGCCCAUGGCACAGAGGUGCCUGGAAGGGGCUGCUGGAGGAAGAAGCGUUGGCCUUUCUGCCUCCCUCAUCCUGCCACACCAGAGGGUUGCAGUGAGCCCUACGGCUUCACGGUUUGCUCAGAAUUGUCAGAAUAGGCUUCUGAAAGACACCACCAAAACAUUACAAUUAAUAUUAUUUUUUGAAAAUGUGUAACUGAGAUUAUGAGAUUUUAAAAAAGUCAAAGAGGGUGUAUGUGUACAAGUUGCAGUUUAUGAGAUAGGGCUCUGUUGUACUGUAUCUGCGUUUCCAAUUAGUCAUGUAGGUUCAUCUCCAUGAAGUGAUAAAUAAUUAAGUCAGGACGAAGGUUAGUGAACCUUAAAUUCAUUGUACGUGCAAAUAUAGUACACAGUUUGUUUACUUACUUUGUCGUCUUGAAUAUUUUAAAGGAAACUAUAGCUUGGGUACAAUAAAACUACCAGUUGAAAUGAGUAUACAGUAUUGAUUGAAGUAAUAAUACAGUCCACUUAUUUAUUCCAUCAUCGGUGAAUGCUGUGAACCCCUUGAGAAAUUUUGGUUUCAUGGCAGCUUUGGUUACAUUUAAAUAAGGAUAAUAGAAGAAUAAACACAGGAAAGUAUGAUGAUGUUUCAAAGAAAGUACACAAAGAUAACUUCUAAGUGGACUUGUAUGAUAAUUAUAGACCAAAGCAAAUAAGGUAGAAUAUUUAUAAAUAUAAAGAUAAUUUUACAAAUAUUUUAUAUAACUGUAUAGUUCUUAAGAAAAAUAUUGAUAGCUUGUGUUAGGUUUGGGGGGGCUUUGUAUAUUUUGAUAAAAACACAAUGACUUUGUAACUCUGUAUAUUCUCUACAGUUUAUAGCAAAGCAGUUUUAAGAUGGCAAUGUCAUGUUUAUAGUUCAAUUGUGGCACUUUUACUACAAGUUACACGUUGCAGUAAUGAGUCAAGUAUUAAUGACCAAAUUAGAAUUAAAGUAAGUGUAAGAGAAGGUAAAUACUAUACGUUGUCAAAGACUGUAAUUUGCUACAUAAUCGCAUCUGUAUUUUUGUUUAGAAGAAAAUAUUAAAUGCAGAUGUUAAGGAUUGAUAAAGAGUCUAAUUUUAUUUUUAGAAAGAGUGAUUAUAACUCUGUUUUUGCUUAAUUAAAAUAACAUCUUCCUAUUUUUCUGUAAGUCUCUCCAUUUUUUAAGUUAUGUUAAUACUUACAUAAUCUAUAAGAUCCAGAGAUACGUAUCUUCUAAUAGUUAUUUUGUUAGAAGAUUAAGCAACACAGUUACCAAAUGUUCCCUUCGUUAAGGUCAGAACAGUGGAUCGAGAACACAUCGGAGCUCAAGGGAAGUGAUGGGCUCUCCUGG